ACUCCUCUAUCUUGUUCUAUCCACAAACUCAUCUCAGCAGAAAUCAAAGUAUACACACAGAGAGCGAAACGACGACGAAGAAGAAGAGUAGUAGAUAUGGCUGUAGCCAACGCUUGGGCUGCGGCUGGACACGUCACCAAUAUCCGUCCUUCACUCUCUUCUUCUUCUUCUUCAUCUAAUUAUUUCCUUAAUUUCACAAAUAAAUCGUUUCUUAGGAAAAAUUCAAGGCUUUGUUGCCGAUGCGUCAAUGUAAACAGCACCUCUUCUGAUGAAAAUUGCAAUAAUAGCUGCUUCGCUUCUGAAUCCUUAGAUUGGGAUUGGAAUCGAUGGACUCGCUAUUUUACUGAAAUUGAACAAGCUGAGAGCUAUGCCUCUGUCUUAAAGUUUCAACUGGAAGAAGCAAUAGAAAAGGAAGACUUUGAAGAAGCUGCCAAAUUGAAAGCAUCUAUUGCAGAAGCCACAGCGAAGGACUCUGUUGCUGAAAUUAUGUCCAUGUUGAAGAAUGCAAUAGAUGAAGAGCGUUAUCGUGAUGCUUCAAGAUUGUCCCAAAGUACGGGAAGUGGGCUGGUUGGUUGGUGGGUUGGCUAUUCAAAAGAUUCAGAUGAUCCAUUUGGUAGACUAAUACGUAUUACACCAGGUGUGGGCAGAUUUAUCGGCAGAAGUUAUAGUCCAAGACAGUUGGUCAAAGCCUCUCCUGGAACUCCACUGUUUGAGAUUUUUGUUGUCAAAGAUGGAAAUAACACUUACAACAUGCAGGUGGUAUUCUUGCAGCGAGCCAAAGGAAGUGCAGCAAGUUCAAGUCUAUCAUCCAAAUCGAAGCCAAUGAAGGGGCCUUCAACUGCUGAAAUUGAGAACAGAGCUGUAAUUGAUGUUAAAGUAGAUGAAGCUGAAGCAGAAAAAAGCAAUGAGAAGAGCAUAGAUUUUGAGGGAGCUGCUGAAGAGGGAAUAAGAAGUGUGAUAAAUUUUCUUAAAGAUAAAAUACCUGAUCUGAAAGUAAAAGUAAUGAAAGUCAAUAUUACAGAAGAAAUAACAGAUGAUGGUGAUUCAGUGAAGCAAUUUCUGGAAGAAGAAGAUGAGAACACUAUUUCCAGUGAGGAAACUGAAGAAACAACUAGUGAUUUGGAUAACAUGAAUCCUGAUCGAGUUACUAUAGGAGGAGAUAGCGACACAAGUGAAGAUGGAAAAACUGUAGAUACCAAGCUUUUUGUAGGGGGUGUAUUACAUAAUAAAGAAGACAAUCCAGUAAAGGAAGAGUUUGUUCGUUUACCUGCUGAAAUCAAAGAUGUGGCAAGGGAUUCCUUUGUGCUUCACAUUCCUAAGAGACCUGGAGAUCCUGAUGUUGAAGAAAAUAUUGCGUCCAGCACUAAUGAGGCAGCUGUUGCAGCUCAGAGUAUCUCUGAACUAAUGCCUCCUGAUGUGGCCAAGGCAUUUUGGAGUUCUGAUAAAGUUUCUUCGAAAGUUUCUAGAGAUGUGAAAGAGAUGCUAAAGCUUGCAGUUAGUCAGGCACAGAAGCGAUACAGAUUAUCUGAAUACACAAGUUUUAGUCGAAUUACAACCUCUCCUGGGGAUUUAGAUCCUUUUGAAGGUCUAUAUGUUGGUGCAUUUGGACCUUAUGGAACUGAGGUAGUGCAAUUAAGGCGGAAAUAUGGUAACUGGAAUGUAAAUGCUGCUGAGGAAUCCUCUGAUGUUGAGUUCUUUGAGUAUGUUGAGGCAGUAAAGCUAACAGGGGAUAUUAAUGUGCCUGCUGGCGAGGUGACAUUUCGAGCUAAAAUAGGUAAAGGAAGUCGCUUGUCCAACAGAGGGAUGUAUCCAGAUGAACUUGGUGUGCUUGCUGGUUACAAAGGUCAAGGAAGAAUAGCUGAAUAUGGUUUCAAAAACCCAAGGUGGGUUGAGGGGGAACUUCUACAACUAAAUGGCAAGGGAAUGGGGCCGCACGUCAAAGGUGCAGACCUUGGCUUUCUUUAUGUGAUUCCGGAGCACAGCUUUCUUGUACUCUUCAAUCGCUUGAAAUUACCAGAGUAAAUAAAGAUACAAGUUGGUUAUAUGACUUUGAACCCAGUUGUGCGGCUAGGCUAGGAGAAGAGCAUAUUCCAUCUUCCAACAGGCUUUUCCCUUUUGCCAGAUAACUUUUGUAGUGUUUUGAUCAGAGAGGCAUCACCCUGCAAUGUGACUGAAAAAGCCAAUCCUCUCCUCUCCCUUUUUGGCAUAGUGAGUGUUUUGCUCUCCAAUAAUGGUACAUCCUUUCAGUUUUCAUCGUAAACACUAAAACACAUAUUAUGUAAUCCAUAUUUUUGUCAAGAGAUGACCUGCAUAAUAGUAUUCUAGCAGAGUUGAAAUUCA
Messenger RNA from Lycium barbarum (goji berry), 2340 nucleotides. RefSeq names its product protein EXECUTER 2, chloroplastic. The record is from RefSeq and is a predicted model, not a curated record. Gene Ontology annotation, cellular component: thylakoid membrane. NCBI's taxonomy places the organism in Eukaryota, Viridiplantae, Streptophyta, Magnoliopsida, Solanales, Solanaceae. The transcript has 11 exons. The coding region runs from base 97 to 2022 and encodes 641 amino acids. Gene Ontology annotation, biological process: response to singlet oxygen; singlet oxygen-mediated programmed cell death.